AUGGUCACCGCCACAUCCUCCGCCAGCUCGACAGUUGGCUCAGUGUCGACAACGGCACCAGCAACGCGCAGGCAAGCGCUCGCCCGUCUCACACUCAAGGGCAAGCUCUAUCAAAAGGGCACCUCCACAGAUGCGCUACUCAAGCGUGUGCGUCAAGUACGCACGGAACUCAGCGAGAUGGACCAGGAUGCAGUCGAUGUCAACUCUCUCAAGGAUAUCUGCAAGGAGCUCGUCACGCCCGCCCUCAUGCUUCACAAGGACAAGGCCGUCAAGGCACAUGUCGCUUGCUGCCUCGCCGACAUGCUUCGUCUCUUUGCACCCAACGCACCCUUCACUCCUUCCGAGCUGCGCGACAUCUUUCAGUUCUUCCUCCACCAGCUCACUAUGCCGCAAGCCGGCCUUUCAAAACCCAACGGCCCGCAGUACCCAGAAUACUUCUACCUGCUCGACAGUCUAAGCAGCGUCAAGUCUGUUGUGCUCAUCUGCGAUCUCGCCAAUGCUGACGAGCUAAUGACCGACUACUUUAAGGGAUUCCUCGACCUCGCGCGACCCGACAUGUCCAAGAAUGUCGAAAUUUGCAUGGCCGACGUGCUCGUCCAGCUCAUUGACGAAUGCGUAACGCUUCCAUCCGAGGUUCUCGAUCUUCUGCUCGCCAACUUCACCACAAAGGCCGUCAAACACAAUCCAUCAGCACACCGCAUCGCCGUCGAGGUCUGCUCCAACACUAAGGACCGACUGCAGAAGAACGUCGCGCAGUACUUCAACGAGGUCAUCCUCUCUGCCACACACGAAGACGAUCAGGAUGAGCGGCUAGAGAGCCUUCACACGGCUCACUCCCUUAUUGUCCAGAUCAACCGGGUCGUGCCAUCGCUUCUCCUCAAUGUGAUCCCACAGCUCGAAGAGGAGCUGCGUAUCGAGGAUGUUCAGCUUCGUGUCCUCUCCACCAAGGUGCUCGGCCAAAUGUUUGGCGAGAAGCCCUCCUCCACUGCUGGCGAGAGCAGCGACCUGGCACGCAGAUAUGCAUCCACCUGGCGAGCGUGGCUUGGCAGAGCCAAUGACAAGUCGUCCAGCCUCCGCGUGGUCUUUAUCGAGUCCACAAAGCCCAUCCUCGUCAACCAUCCCGAACUGCGUCACGACUUGUCGCCCAUCCUCGAACGAAAGCUCCUCGAGCCUGACGAGCGCGUCCGAGCAGCGACCGCCAAGAUGAUUGGCUCGCUCGACUACGAGACGGCGUUGCACCACAUCGACAAGUCGGUGCUGCUCACCGUCGCCGAUCGAUGCAAGGACAAGAAGACGCUCGUGCGCAAGGAGUCGCUCGAAGCCAUGGGCAAACUCUUCGACAUGGCUUUCUCCGAGAUCGAAAACAACGACCCAGCAGCCAUCCAGCAGUUUGCGUGGAUCCCACAGGAGAUCUUCAAGUGCCUCUACGCUGGCAGCAGCGAGCUGCAAGUGCUUGUGGCUGCCACGGUGGAAAAGUACAUUCUCCCCAUCCCAACCAACCUCGAGGAGGAUGACGUGGCGUCCACCAAUCGCCUCUUGCUAGUGAUGAAGUAUCUCGAACCCGAAGCCACCAGGGGGCUGCUUCGUUUGAGCAACCUCAUCUACGCACGUCCGACGUUGCACGACAAGUUCAUCGACUGCUGCGAGGAGUACAACGGAGGUGAUGUGGCGCCAAACAAAGACUCUUCUGUCGUAAAGACGGCCAUGGCGGAUCGCAUCCGGCGCUGCGCCUCUCUCUUUGCCGACCCGGAACGCGCAAAGACGGAUCUUCACGCUUUCGCCAAGCUCAACGACUCGCGCAUCUACCGCCUCAUCCGCACCUGCUUCGAUCCACAGACCGACCUCAAGACGGCCACAAAAGCGCGGAACGAUGCGUUGCGCCGCGUGGAAAACGCGAAUGCAAGCAUCCUCGACACGCUCACCACCUUUGUACGAAGCGCAUCCUACUUCAUCCUCAACCGAUCCUCGGUGCCUACGCUCAUCAAGAAGGUCUCCUACCAAGGCGCAUCAGCAUCGCAGCGAUCAAAGGCGUCUUCGUCUUCUCAAUCUCAGUCGAGCGAUCUAUCCGAUGCAGAGACGCAUCGGGCCACGGCCAACGAGCUGCUGGAGUUCAUCGCCAAGCGAUGUCCCGCGAUGCUGGCGAUGCAUGUGCCCGAACUUUGCAAAGCGCUUUUUGAGGAGUCGAACGCAAUGCUUACACAAACUUGCUUGCAGGGUCUCGCCUCGGUAGCGCAGUGGAACACGGCCAAGGUGCAGCUGGACAAGAAGGCGGUGGAACGCUUGGCCAAGCUGGUGCUCAAGGGAACGCCGUUGCAGGCCAAAUUCGCGUCCAAGCUGCUUGCGAUCGUCGCCACUGGCGGAGCAAGAGGCGGACGCAAGGCAGUUGGCCAGAAGGCGGGGACACCCGGGGCGUCUGUGUCGAGCAGCGUUGCCUUUGGUGUGCUGGAGGAGGUACUCGACUCGCUUGCCAAGCAGUUGGCUGCUGCCAAGCCCGAGCGACAGGUGGCCACCCUGUACAGCUUGGCGCAACUGUUCAAGCAUGCGCCUGAUGCGUCGGAGAACGUGAGCAGCACCGUGGUGCGCACCAUCCUUUCCGACAUUCUGCUCAAGCCGCUGCCGGCGAGCAAAGCCAAGGCGUAUGCCAACGGCAGCGAGGAUUGGAUCGAGGAUGCAGCCGUUGACAACGAGUUGCAGGCCAAGCUCUUGUCGUUGCAGGUUCUGACUAGACGUUGCGAAGCCUUUGGUGAGACGGACAGCGCCGGCGAUAUGGCCAAGCCGGUCUUCCGACUGCUGUGGGCCGUGGUGGGUGCGGGCGAGGCCAAGGCUCUCAACACGCCCGCCCCGGCCAAAUCGCGCAUGCGUUUGCAGGCCGCCAUCUGCGUGCUCAAGCUUGCGCGCCAUCCUUCGUACGAUGCAUGCAUCGGUCGCGAGUACCUCGAUCUCGCGUUCAUGGUUCAGGACGAGUCAUUCAACGUGCGAUCUCGAAUGCUGCACAAACUGCUUACGUAUCUGCAAGCACGAAGGAUCGACGGUCGAUUCUUGGCGAUGGCGUUUUUGGCAGCGUACGAUCCCGAGGACGAGAACCGCAACAUGGUAGUGAGGUACUGCCAAUCCAACUCUCGCGGUAUGCCCGCGGAGCAACGGUUGAAACACCUCGACGUAUCCUUCCCGCGGUUGCUGCAUCUGCUCGCUCACCAUCCGGACUUCUCGAGGGAGACCAAGGAGGAUCUGCUACAGUUUGUGAGGUACCUCGAAUUCUUCCUCGGCUCUUUGGCCAGCGCAUCCAACGUUUCUCUUUUCUACUACCUCGCAACGAGGGUGAAAGGUGUUCGCGAUGCAGAAAGUCAAGGAGCGAGCGAAAACUUGUAUGCGCUUUCCGAGCUGGCGCAGCUGGUGAUCAAGAAGAGGGCAGCACAGCAGGGUUGGAGCAUAGAGAGCUAUCCGGGCAGGGUGACCUUGCCUGGCGACAUUUUCAAACCCUUGCCGAGUCGAGAGGUCCAGAGGGAGAUCUACGACCGUCAGUUCUUGCCCGGCGACCUGGUCAGGCAGCUGAGCGAGUUCAAGAUCAAGUCCAAGGUGAACGGCGCAGGUGCAGGUGGUGCAGCCAAGUGGUCUGUCAGCAGCAUCUCUGCUGCAGCCAAGAGCGGAACCAAGAGGAAAGGUGCCAAGGCGAAGGGCGGCAAGAGGAAGAAAAAGAGCAAGGACAGUGACGACGACGAGAUGGACGAGCAGAGCAGCGAGUUGAGCGAGGAUGACAACGACGGGAACGAGAGCAGCGACUUGAGCGAGGAAGAGUGA
This is a messenger RNA of Pseudozyma hubeiensis SY62, 3798 nucleotides long. RefSeq lists its product as hypothetical. The record is from RefSeq and is a predicted model, not a curated record. Lineage: Eukaryota; Fungi; Basidiomycota; Ustilaginomycetes; Ustilaginales; Ustilaginaceae. Gene Ontology annotation, cellular component: nucleus; chromatin. The coding region runs from base 1 to 3798 and encodes 1265 amino acids. Gene Ontology annotation, biological process: DNA repair; mitotic sister chromatid cohesion. The transcript has a single exon.